Messenger RNA from Macrosteles quadrilineatus (aster leafhopper), 3413 nucleotides. RefSeq lists its product as uncharacterized. The transcript is spliced from 4 exons. The record is from RefSeq and is a predicted model, not a curated record. The coding region runs from base 122 to 505 and encodes 127 amino acids. Lineage: Eukaryota; Metazoa; Arthropoda; Insecta; Hemiptera; Cicadellidae.
GUUGUUUUGUUGAUCACAGUAUCUACAGACUAUUUUCUUACUUUUCUUAUUAUUUAGUUCUAGCCUUUUGCAGUAUUAAUCAAAUUGUUAGUUGUUUCCAUUUCGAUUCUCAAAGAGAAACAUGAAGUGCCAAGGUGAAGAUGGAUCUAUAGGUUCCUGCCCAGGACCCAAUUAUCCGGAGGACUACUCAAUUUGUUGCUGGAACAGUACUACACUGCUAUGUUGUCCUCCUAUUUCACACAUUGACUUAACACAUCAAAGGAAUGUAAUGAUUGCUGGAAUCAUAGUGAUCUCUGCCUGUAUCCUCUUUAGCAUAUUAAUUAUCAUCUGCUGCUUCUGGUCUCGAUGUCCGCUCUUCAAGAUGUGCAGAGUGAAUUACACCCACAGUGAAAUUUUAGCAUACACUAAAGAAGAAGAAGCCCUGCAAAUGCCAGAUGAAGCUACAGAUGGAUGUAAACACUAUUCUCCUUGUCAUGUGAUCAUCAAGCCUGUGCAGGAUAUUUAGAUCAUAUUUUUCAAGUUUUCUAGGUAAGAAUUUUCUAGUUUUUGGAUUCAAAGUCAUAAAAAAAUUCUUUUAAUUUGUUUGCUGGCCAUAUACCUGUUGAAACAGGACUUGUAUUUUUAGUUUUAGACUUUUAAACAAUAGAACAACAUUUCAUUACUUUAUAUCGUUGUUUAGGAAGAUUUCAUUUAUAGCCUAACUUUAAAAAAGGUCAUAAGAUAAAUAUAUAAAGAUAUUGUCUUGUUCUGAAAUUGAUCAUAUUAGUUGUAUUUUCUUAGAGGACAACAAUUGCCAUUUAAUGGGUUUUAACACUGUAAUAAAUUGCUCAGUUUAGUUAUUUAGUUGUAGAAAUCAAAAUUCUUUUCCUUUGGCAAAAGGAUUGUGAUAGUCAUUUAUUUACCCAAGUCAUUGAUAUUAUUUUAUUUUGUGAUUAUUUAUUUGAUCUUGUAUGUUGUGUCGUAUCCCUCCUACCUCUUAAUGAGUCAUUUAGAUUUCACAAUAGCAUGUAGCUUCGGAGUUAGUAACACAUGUUUUAUUUUUCUUACCUGUAUGUUACAAUGUAUUUAUUAGUGUUCCUGAUUAAUUUGUUUUUAUUUACAAGUAAUCCAUUUAUUCUUGGUUAGUUUCCUAGUGAUCUCAAGUUUUUACGUUCCUUUUGUACAGCAUAGGUUAAAUAUCGAUUAAGUUAUUCAGUUAAGUUAUUACAAGCAACAGAGUGUCAUAUUAUCAAGGCUUUAAUGUAAACUUGUUUAUGUGUGCACAAUUUUUAUUUUUUUACUGUUUUCGUACUUAGCAAUCAAUCACAUUAGAAGAUACAGUAUUUUUAUAAAAGUAUUUUUGCGAUGUCAUUCAUUAGCGUGUAUUUUUAUAGCUUUUGUAAAUUAGUCUUGUAACAAACAUAAACAGUUUGGAUUGUAUCUUUAUUGGUUGAUAAGAAUCUUCUAGCUUUUGUAUAAAAACAAAAACAAAUGUAAGAUAAUUAUGUUGGGUACCUUUAACAAAAAUGUGUCAAUAUAUUUCUCCCCAUGUCAUACAUUUCUUUUGAUUUUUUAAAAAUUAUUUUGUAUUUAUUUGUAUCCUAUUUAUAAUUAUCUAUGAAGUACAUCCAAGAAUAAUUUACAUCCACAGUUAUCACCUAAGAUUGGGAAUACAUGAGUUAUUCAGCAGUUUUGAUUCAAGUAGAACCUCUAUUAACUUUCACUCGGCGAGUUUCUGAGCGUGGACUCAACCAGUCUCUGUACAGAGAGACAGAUUCUAUGCUCAACUCAAGACGCACGAUGGGACUUUCUAGAGGAAAAACUGUGAUCGCACCCACAUAGGGCUGUCCACAGGGCGGUGUACUCUCGCCCUUACUAUGGGAACCUUGUGUCGGACGGUCUUUCAUGUGUAUCCACCAGCCAAGACAUGUUUGUCCAGGGCUACGCAGAUGAUGUAGUCCUCAUGGUACAAGGAAAAUUCACAAACAUUGUAGCUAAAUGUCAUGAAUGUCAACCUACAUCAUGUUGGCAUGGUGUCUCAGAGAGGGACUCAAUAUUAUUAAUCCCUUAUUAAUCCCCCUAUUAUCGUAGUCCCUUUCACCUGAAAAAAGAACUUGACUUCUCUUUCCAGGCUGAAAAUUGCUACUACUCAGCUUAUUAUUAUUAUUUUAUUAUUAUUAUUAUUUCUUUGUCAUGAGAGCCGAAGCCCCCUGACUGCGUACCCGGUACCUAUCCUUGAGGACAUACCCGGGCCCCAUGAUGUAGGCCGAAGCUUACGCAUCAACCUUUAGCACAUCAUGGGCGGAUGACUUAAGGUCAUCAGGCUCGCCGGCUGCCGAAGCAGACCCUUCGGAAAGAAGGUUGCCCCUCAAUCCUAACCAGGGAUUCCGGCUGCUUGUUUAAGCGUCACUCCACCUGGGUUCCACCAGGUACAAGCCCUAGAGGACCAUAAUGGAGCGCCCCGACGCAUUUAGUGCAAGCAACACUCGGGACCUAUCUAAUCCCUGACAGGCAGAACCCGCCAUCAUAGCCAGAAGGAAGGGGACCGUCAGCACGCUGACGGGGGGAACCCCAACCUCCCAUUUACACCACUACCCGAUCGAGGCCUUACCCAUUGCUGGGAAACCAGAGAUAACCAGAGCGAUAGAUCCCCAGAUACCCCUGGCGGGCUCGGACCCAGCACCCGAUCUACUUCGUUUGCCCGUCAGACCCAACAUCACUGCCAGGCCAUCAGGGUUUCCCAAAAGGAGGCAGGUAUAGAAGUGGGACCCACCCGGAUGAACCUAUCCACCAGAGGUGGCGACACCCUUGACUCAAUUGAGGUUCCGGGAAAAACCCCCCACACUCAAGAUAACCAUACCGUCCGUGCUCAGAGACAGGGAUUGGUUUGCAUAAGUGCCUACAAACCGUUACCCUCACACUGCGGAAAGUUACGUUGCCCUUGAGUGUCCCCGUGAGCUACGGGUACUUGCCCGUUUUCACCUCCAGGAAAGGCUACUUCCAAAGUCGAGGAUUUGCCACACUGAAUGCUGGUCGCACACAACAAGCAGGCCGAAGCCCAAAGAACCACAGACACAGGUAGGUUAGAGAAUAUGAUGCACUUCCAUCUCUCCUAGAGCUAAACACCCCUCCAUCCUGGAUAAAGGAAUGUCACUGGGACCCAAUGCCCAGUCGUCCAUGUCUGUGGCCUACUUGAAAAUGGCGAUACCAACACCGAGCAGUUACCUCCCCUUUGGGGGCUAGGUUUUUUCACCUCCCAGGACGAGGCUACUUCCAAAGUCGAGGAUAUGCCUCACAAAAUGUCAGUCGAACACAACAGGUAGGACAGUGUCACAACCACAGUUACAGGUAGAUGAGGAGAGGCGGAAUUAAUGGCGUCACUGAGAGCUAAACACCCCCCCACCCUGAAUGGAGGGAAUGUCACUGGAGGCUCC